Messenger RNA from Naumovozyma dairenensis CBS 421, 924 nucleotides. RefSeq names its product pantoate--beta-alanine ligase PAN6 (gene PAN6). NCBI's taxonomy places the organism in Eukaryota, Fungi, Ascomycota, Saccharomycetes, Saccharomycetales, Saccharomycetaceae. The record is from RefSeq and is a predicted model, not a curated record. Bases 1 to 924 code for a protein of 307 amino acids. Gene Ontology annotation, molecular function: pantoate-beta-alanine ligase activity. The transcript has a single exon. Gene Ontology annotation, biological process: pantothenate biosynthetic process.
AUGAAGAUUUUACAUACAGUAGAGGAAGUCCGUGAAUGGAGAAACAAUGUUAUUACGAAUGGUGGUGGUGGUGGUAGUAGUGUAGGGUUUGUCGCUACUAUGGGAUGUCUUCAUGAGGGACAUAAAUCAUUAAUUUCUCAAUCGCUUAAAGAUAAUGAAUUUACAGUGGUAAGUAUCUUUGUGAAUCCUUCACAAUUUGCUCCUACUGAAGAUUUAGAUAAAUAUCCUCGUACCAUGGAUGAAGAUAUCACAAUGUUAGUAAGUUUAGGAGUAAACAUUUUAUUUGCUCCUAAUGCUCAUGUGAUGUAUCCUCAGGGAAUCCCAUUAAAUGUGGAAGAACAGAGAGGUCCCUUUGUUACUGUGUUGGGGUUGAGUGAAAUGUUAGAAGGUAAGACAAGACCCAAUUUUUUCCGUGGUGUUGCUACAGUUGUUAUGAAAUUGUUAAAUAUUGUUAGUCCUAAUGUAGCCUAUUUUGGUCAAAAGGAUAUUCAACAAUUUAUUGUAUUGGAUACUAUGUGUAAAGAAUUAUUUGUUAAUACUAAGUUAGUUAUGAUGCCUAUUAUUAGAGAUGAAAAAUCUGGGUUAGCUUUAAGUAGUAGAAAUAAAUAUUUAUGUGAAGAAUCAUUGAAAAUAGCCUCGAAUAUUUAUCGUGGAUUAAAGGAGGGUCAAUUACAUGUAGGAAGAUCAAGAGAGGAUAUUAUGAAGUCUAUUGAGGAUGUUUGGCAACCUUUCAUUGAUAGCGGUGAUUUCGAAGUUGAUUACAUUUCUAUUGCUGAUUUCAAGACUUUAAAGGAAGUAGAUACCGUUCCAACUCGUACAACCACCACACAAACACCGAAUGUGGUGUUAAGUUGUGCAAUUUAUUUGAAAGACCGUGCAAAUUCAAACACUGUAGUCAGAUUGAUUGACAAUAUUUUGAUAUAA